Messenger RNA from Biomphalaria glabrata, 7069 nucleotides. Its product is annotated as glycoprotein-N-acetylgalactosamine 3-beta-galactosyltransferase 1-like. Gene Ontology annotation, molecular function: N-acetylgalactosaminide beta-1,3-galactosyltransferase activity. Gene Ontology annotation, cellular component: membrane. The record is from RefSeq and is a predicted model, not a curated record. The transcript is spliced from 5 exons. NCBI's taxonomy places the organism in Eukaryota, Metazoa, Mollusca, Gastropoda, Planorbidae. The coding region runs from base 326 to 1492 and encodes 388 amino acids.
UAUAUAUACAAUAGAUCGUCAAGACUUCGAUCUUGAUAAGUUGAAGGAAGAGAUGGACUAGACCCAAGAGAUCAAGAUCUCUCUAGAUCAAUGGAUUCUAAAAAGGUUUCUUGUUAAGGACCAGAAAAAUAAUGUCAUACCAGCCUUUUGCCAGAUUGGUUUGCUAGAUGAUAAUGUUACCAAACAUCAUAAUUUGCAACACAGGAUGCAUCUGAUUAUGUGACAGCAACCAAAUCAAGUAGUACUCCAGCAAACAUGGUCUAAAAAAAACUAUGAUAUAGACACAUUCAUUAUCAACAACAACAGUUUUAAUUAGAAAAUAAAUAUGGCACCCAUAUCACAUUACAUUGGCAAAACUAGCCUGACAACAUUGGCUAUUGGUAUAGCUAUCGGCAUAACAGUGUCCAAUAUAGUCAAGUUCUCAAGUACUCAGAGGAGACAUUUUUCAUCCAGUGGAUACAUUCCGGACAGUCCACACAGCCACGGAGAAAAUGAUUUUGUCGAAGGUCCAGAUGAUUCCCUCAGUUGGCAUGAUGAACAUUCACACAGCCAUAAAUUUGAAAAUGAUUCAGUGGCUCGGCAACUAUUUAAGAAAGUGCGUGUACUCUGCUGGGUAAUGACCAAUCCUAACAACAUUCACACCAAAGCCCGUCAUGUGAAAGCCACAUGGGGAAAAAGAUGUAAUGUGCUGCUGUUUAUGAGUUCCAGAGCUGAUCGUGACCUGCCAGCCCUUGCAUUAAAUGUUCAGGAAGGUCGAGAUAAUUUAUGGGCCAAAACCAAAGAAGCCUUCAAGUUGAUACAUUCCAAAUAUCUGGAGACUGCUGAUUGGUUCAUUAAAUGUGAUGACGAUACAUUCCUGGUAUUGGAAAACCUAAGAUACUUUUUGCAGGACAAAUCUCCCUCGGAACCUGUUUACUAUGGCCGAAAGUUUAAACCCAUUGUGCAGCAAGGCUACAUGAGCGGUGGGGCUGGGUAUGUUCUCAGCAAGGAGUCACUUGUUCGACUAGUGACCCAAGGGAUUGGCCAUAAAGAAGACUGUCGCGCUGACAGUGGUGGGGCAGAAGACGUUGAAAUGGGAAGGUGCUUGCAAAGCGUAAAUGUACAAGCUGGAGACAGCCGAGAUGAACUUGGACGUGAACGGUUUCACCCAUUCGUCCCAGAACAUCACCUCAUUCCCGACAUUCUUCCACCAGACAUGUGGUAUUGGUCAUACAACUUUUACCCUGCUAAACAGGGACAGGAGUGUUGCAGUGACUAUGCCAUCUCCUUUCAUUAUGUGCCACCAAACAUGAUGUACGUCCUGGAGUAUCUAGUGUAUCACCUGAAACCUUACGGCAUCACUUCAGCUUACGGCAGUACAGAGGAACAGGACCAUGGUUCCAGUCACAAAGACACAGACGCAAUGAAACCAGAAGGUAAAGGUAUGGAAGAUAAAGAAGAUGAGGAAACAAACAUCUCUCUAGCCCAGACUGACUCUAAACACAUUUCCUGAAAUGAUUUGUGUAUAUAUGCUAUAAAUGUUAGUACAAAUAUUUAUUUGAUUGUAAACAAAAAAUGUUUCAUUUUAACAUCAUUGAUUGACUAACAACCCAUAAUUUUUUUAUGCUUUAACCCAUUAAUCUUUUUUAUUUUGUAGAAAAAAAAAUUAAAUUAAGCUUGUUUGAACUAGUAAAUGAAAACGUUUGUUAGAAGUGUCAGCACUGGUAACUUGGUUUAGAACUAAUGAAUCUUUUUCAAGAGUCACUGAAUUAUUUCAAACAGAAAUCAUCAAAUAAGAGAUAUUUUACUUAGUUUCAAUUCAUUUUUCUUAACUCAUAGAUCUAAUUAGUUUAGUUUCGAUGAACUCAUUGUGAUAGCUGGGUUGUUUUUUUUAACUCAUCAUUCUAAUUAAUUUUUGUAGCUGAUGGUUCUCACAAUCUAUUAUUGUAUUGAACAUGUUGUUUCAAUUCAUUGUUUUACUACUUUUAAUUCUUGACUCUAAACUGAUUAUUUUUUGGAACACAUUAUUCUAUUUCACUCACCACUAAAGGUGCUAGUGUUGAAUUGUUGAAAACCAUUGAUUUAGUUCAUUGUUUGUUCUCGGAAAAUUCUAAGAUGAUUGUCUCCCUAAAGACAUUCUGUCUGACAAGCUAUGAAAUGUUGUCACUGCCAAAAAAAAAAAAAACUAGUCAAGUCUUUUCUUCAUUGUUUUAAGGUGUGCCUGCUCUCUUGAACUCUCUUUAGAGUUUCAUAGAGAGUUUUCAUGGGCCCUGUGGGUUUGAAAAAGUGAAUGUAAAUGAUUUUUCUGGUUAAAACUAUUAAACUUCGCAACAUUAUUUCCAUGUGUUACAUCAUGCUGUCCUCACAGCAGUCAAGAAUUGUUAUGUUGUGUGCUUUAAGAUGUAGACACAAACUAGCAGUCAAGUCUUAGUUAAAUGUCCUCACAGCAGUCAAGUCUUAGUUAAAUGUCCUCACUGAAGUCAAUAAUUUUUUAUUUUGUGUACCAUAAGAUAGAUUAGACACAAAAUAGAAGAAAAGUCUUAGUUAAAUGUCCUCACAGCAGUCAAGAAUUGUUAUGUUGUGUACUUUAAGAUCUAGACACAAACUAACAGUCAAGUCUUAGUUGAAUGUCCUCACAACAAACAAGAAUUGUUAUGUUUAAGAUGUAGACUAGCACAAACUAGCAGACAAGUCUUAGGUAAAUGUCAGCCAUUGCUCCUUUAGGUAUCCAUUCAUCCAUCCCAGUGGCAUUACAGUUCAUGGACGGACCUGGCCUGCUUUAGCACAUCUUUCCAUUCUGAUCUAUCUUGGGCUUUACUUCUCCAUGCCCUGACUCUUAGCUGUUGUAGAUCUGCAUCAUCAAGCCACCGUGCUCAAGGUCUGCCUUUGGGUCAUCUGCCUAUUGGUUUUUGCCUUAAGUAUUCAGAUCUGUUUCAGUUAUUUGAUAGCACUAGGUGAGCUUUUGGUGGUGAUGAUGUUUAUUCCUUCAAGGCAGCAAAUGGAAAUCUAAGACAAAAUAAAUGUCAUUCAACUAUUUUGUUACCAAGUUUACAUCAACUCACUCUGUCUGGUAAAAAGUUUGUUCACAUUCUUUUGUUUGAUAUUGAUCAUGGGGAAAGAAAUAGUACUUGACAGAUGGGGUGGUAUACAUUGAAUUAAUCCCCAGAUAGGAUUUCCAGCUUGUCAGAUUCAUACAUUAUCUGUUAACGGUUAGUUUUUGAACCUUUUUUUGGUUUAUAGCAUAUGAAUAUUUAAUGUUUAUUCUUUUUUAUGUACUGUAAGAAACUGGCCUAUGAUUUAUUUUGUUAUGAUCAUCACAAAAUGUGUAGACACUGGUGGACAGAGCAAUGAAGCUUUGUAGUUUACAAACACCUACCACGUAUUAUCUUUUUUUUUUACAAAAACUAACAAUACAGCAUCAAGUAUAAUGUGAGUGUGCUUUAUGUUUUUAAACACUUUUUUGUAUACUUCUGUUACAUUGGAAGAUUUAGAAGAUCCAUCCACCUAGUCAUUGUAUAAAUGUUUUCCUGUGGGUUUUUUUUUUUUUUUUUUUAGGGGGGGGGGGGGGGGGAAGGCGGGAGUUUACAAAAUAUUCCGAAACUGUAAGCCAUGUCCUUUACUCUCUAUAAUGUGUUUUAUUUUUACAACCACCAGACUGCAUUAUUUAAGAGUUUGUGAUUUUUUUCUUUAUGUUGUUUUUUUUUCAAUAGUUUUUAUACAAACAGUGUUAUUUGAAAGUUUUCUUGUUGGCUCCAUUAUGUAGUAUAUGUUUUGUUUCCAAAAAAAGUUGACAGGUAACAAAAUAAUUCAAGGAAAGUUACUACAUCUGCAAAUAUGGUCUCAAAUGAAUUAUGUGCAUCAUUGGGAAAAAUGUUUAAGUCUUAAUGAGAACAACAUAGAUGAUUAGUAAGAGUUUGAAAAAUAUUUGUAAAGUGAGACCUAGAUUCAUAUUUUAUUAGUGAGAUUUAUACAUGUCAGACCCGGACUUAUAAUUUAUUAAUGAGAUGUAAACAGGUAGUUUAUAAGUUAGACCUCGACUUGAACUUAAUUACUGAAAUUUGAACAGGGAGUUUAUGAGUCACACCUGGACUUCUAUUUUAUUACCUAUGUACAGGCUGUCUAUACACCACUUGUCUUAGUGAUUGCUUUUUAAUUUCAAAUACCAGUAUUAAUGUUCCUUAAUUCUGUUGUAUUGAUUACAACAGCUGUUGUAACUUAAUCCCAUGCCUUGAAUUUCAGCAGUGGUAUAUAGCCUCAUGGAUAUUAAAGAUGGUUAAAUAAUCUUCUCAGCCCAUCAGUUGAUCUUUUUUUUCUCUCUUAGAUUUAGAGUUUCUUCUUAACUGCUUAUCUCCCCUUCUCGCCCUACUGGGAUCUUCAUAGCUUUAACAACCCAGAAACAAACCUCAUAAAUACUUCACAAAGAAUAUUUAUAUUUAAAACUAUAAAUUCAUUUGAAUUUUUUUUUUCAUAGUUUACCAUCUGUGAGUCUAUACUUUUUAUAAACUAAGAUCAUUGAAGACAAAACAUCAACAUUGGAAGACAAAAUAGAUAAACAUUGUGAUAUUUUGAUAAUACACAGCCACAGUGAACAAAAAAAACUGAUAUACGUUUUAUAUAUAUAUAUGUUAACAAUUGUAGGUUUUUAUUACCAAAAUUGAAAGAAUAGCAUUAAUUGACUUUGCAUAUCAAAUACAGAGGAAUAUCAAAAUUGUUUUUGUUUUUAAUUUAUAUAUGUCAUUGCCAUUUUGUUUCACCACUAAAAUAAAUGUAUUGAAACAUUUUAGGAAUUAAAAAAAUGUCAAAUUUGUUUUGAAACGGCACCACUGUAGCUGUACAGAAAUGUUUUACCCUGAACUAUAUGAGCUUUAAGUGUACACAUGUUUUUAUUUGAUCAUGUGCCCCUACAAUCAAAAUACACUUCCUUAUAGUCUUAUUGUAACAGUGUUAAUAUUUGUUUCAUUUAUACAACCGGGACAUCAAAAAUUUUUGUGAAAUUUUAAUUUAAAUAUGGUGGACUUGUUUUGUUUAUUUAUCAAAGAAAAUGUUUUGCUUUAUUUGUGUAUGUUUUUAUUGUGCUAUGUUUGCAGCAUUGUUUACUUUAUGCUGAGCUGAUUCCUGUACAGUUGUACAUAGAUUAUACUCCCCUUUUUGUUGUUUUGACACAGAAUAUUGUCACCAGACCAGAUGUAAAUAUAGGCCAAGUACAAUUGAAAUGACAUUCAUUUGUUUGUGAUUAGUUUUUGAGUCUAGAUUGUAAAACUAUUUUGUUUCUUUUGCUGUCAUAUUUAGGUUACAUUGACCUAUAUCAGUGCUAUUCAAACUGGUACUUGUACCACUGGUGGUACCUCAAACCAUGCAAACUGGUAACUGUGGUACCACUGGUGGUACUUCAUGCCAUGUAAGUGGUAACUGGUAAUCAUACCACUGGUGGUACUCCAAGCCAUGCUUAGUGGUAGUCAUGUGGUCUUUUAUGUUCCACAAAUCGAUGUCUCAAUCUUUCCGUUUUUCCUACUUCUAUGUCUUUCCAUCUAAGUUUAUCUCAAGACCCUUUCGUCAAUGAAGUAAAAACAUGUUUCACACUUAACACAGUAGUAAGAGGGAAUAAUCGUAACACAUGGAUGGCUGCCUGGUCAUGUGGUUUGCGCUCUGGACUGUAAUUUGGAUUUAUCAAUGGUCCUGGAUUCAAACCCUGCCCGCUCCCAUCUCCCGUCGUCCUGCGGGAGGUUUGGACUAGGAAGUAAACUCUGAAGGAACAUCCGAAACAUGUAAAACAUUUUACAAACAUUUUAACAAGGGAAAAUGUAUUAACAAUUUUUUUGUGCAUGAAUAAAGUUAACCUGUUUAAAAUUAUUCUCGUGAGUGAGAAUCUAACAUCAGAUAAUCAGGCAUGACACUUUUAAAUCAUUAUAUAUUUAUACACCUAGGUAGUAAAAGCAAAGUAAAGUUCCCCUUUCAGACCUUGUGGUUUAUAGGGCAGAUGAUGUAAAGAUCAUCUGUUCCUGCGACCCACAGUUAAUGAGGGUGUCAUGUGGCCAGCACAAUGACGAAUCACCUUUACUUUUCCCCAACUAAUGUCAGGUUAGAGCUGGGUGGACUCAGAGGUGCCCAAAGAUCCCAAAAUUAAAAAUCCCAGUCUUCAUUUAGGUACUUCUUUAUUAUAGUGAUUAUAAUAGCUUUUUUUUCACAAGAAUUAAGAUGAAAAUAGACGAGUCAUUGACAGUGGUAUUUCAGUUUACUGAUCCUCACCAAAAGGUACUUGUUUGAAAAGCACUGACCUUUAUUUAUGUUAAUAAAAUGAUGAGUAAUCUAUGUAAAGUACUUUGAAGAAAAAAAAAUUAUAUUAGAAAUAAGUGAAUGCUGCAUCAGACAUCAAGUGAAUAAAUAAGAAGGCCACAUUUUAAAGCAGCCUGUAGCUUCUUGUUUGGUGUUACAAGUAUACAUGUUUAAAACACUAAGACCUUCGGUUUAACUAUUCUUAAUCUUAUCAAUAGUCCAGUCAGCAUGUCAACAAUGGACUCUAUUUACAGGCCACUGUGGUCAGUGCACACACAAAAACACACUUGUCACUAUACAGUCAGUACACACACACAGCACAUUGUCAUGAUGUGUCUAAAACAAAACAAAAGCUAUUCUUGUGUCUAACACAUAACGACCUGCUUUCUUUGUAACAGAUAUUGUAAACAUAAUUUCGUUUGUUUUAUUCAGACAGACAUUUCUAAUGUUCUUGCAUCUCAUGUCAGUGCCUGCUCAAUUGAACUUGUCAUGUCAGUGCCUGCUCAAUUGAACUUGUUCCACUUGUGAUAGCCUUUACCCCCCUGCUUGAUAUUGUACGCCAGGAACAACAAGCUGGCUUCACAACAGAAGCUUUCAAUUCCCUGUGAUGUAUAAGAAAUAUUUUAAAAUGGUUACACACAAUUUUUUUUAUGCAUGUUCUUAUCAUGACUAUUGUCUUUGUAAAUUUGCAGUUGUCACCUUCAAAAAAAGAUUAUUGUUUGUAAUAGUCUCUACUUGAGCCCUGCAUGACAUACCCUAUGACAAAUAUAUUGUAAACCUAGAUCUAUAGAUAAUCCAAUAAAAUGAAACUAACAUC